Messenger RNA from Rotaria sordida, 888 nucleotides. The record is from the annotation of a GenBank genome assembly. NCBI's taxonomy places the organism in Eukaryota, Metazoa, Rotifera, Eurotatoria, Philodinida, Philodinidae.
AUGAUAUUUUAUAUUUUAUUUCUUGGUUUAUUUAGUUUUGUUCUUCUUGUUGAUUAUUUUCCAUUAAAUAUCUAUAAUGAAUAUCAAUCUGAGAUUCAAAUUUUACCAAUAUCGAUAACUGAAAUAAUUCUUCAUAUUUGUUUUUGGAGUUUUAUUAUUGAAGAAAUACGCCAAUUUCCGCAUUUAUUUCUUGGAUAUUCAAUAUCAUCAUGGUCAUUAAUAACUACAGAUAAUCAAAUUUCUUGGAAUUAUAAUAGUAAUAGAUCAAUAACAGGUGAUAGAAGUGGUUUAUGGACAUGGCAAUUAUUACAUGAUAUUACAAAUUUUGGUGUUUGGAAAAUUUUCGGACAAAUUCUUUUAUUUUCUUUAGAUGGUAUAAAUGCAUAUUCUAUUGUAACUUUUAUAUUGACUAUACUAUUUGUUGUUAUUUCUAGUGUACUUCUUCUUAAUGUACUUGUUGCUUUAUUUAAUAUUACAAUUGAAAAUGUUCAAAUGCAAUCUCAUCGAAUAUGGAGUUAUCAACGUUUUCUACUUGUUUAUGAAUAUAAUAAUAAACCUCCAUUACCACCACCAUUUAAUACUAUUUAUUAUUUGUAUAGUAUUAUUCGUUAUAUAAUUGAAAAAAUUCAAUAUUAUCACCAAAAAUGUCAACAUGUUGCCUGCGAAAUUUCCAAGGAUUCAAUUGAUUCAAGUGAAACAGAAGUGCGAGAAGAAUUUAAAAUUAGUAAUGCAAUGCAACAUGAAAGUGCUAUAGCUGAUGAUUAUUGGAGUUAUAUUUUAAAACAUGGAAAGAAAGAUCCAGUUGAAGCUGCAAUAGAAAAUAUUGAACGAAAACUGCAUGAUUUGCAAGAACAGAUGCAUGAUAUGAUGAAUCAUGGACUAAAUUAA